UUGUGCCAUUGUCCACACCACCGCCUGGACAUACAAAAGUCGAGUGUCAGAGAGCCAACUAAAUUAACUGCAUUCAGACAGCUACGAGAGUGACGUGUGCCCGCGGCUGAAGUGACUUACAAGUUACACUCGCAAGUGCACUAUUUACUAGGAAUGUUCGUAUAGAUCCUUGGCACUUUAAAGCCAACUGGCUCAGGUUUUCGUAUCCAUAUUUACACGACUAAUCUCUCGCAAUUGUGGAAGCGUUCAGCUUUUAUUAUGUCAUUGACCCUUCAAAGGCUUGCGCUCAGCGUUCUAUGGUCACAAUUCUCCCAGUGGUUGGUUGUACCUAUUGUGAACAUAUCAGUUCUACGAAGUACUAACCUGAAGGCGGGCAGUGUGCGCCCACCACCUCUGUCGUGACUCAACGCGGUCUAAGUCUGAGAGGAACCAGGAAGCAGGCAAGGUGUGGCGGAUAUUUUUCGAAAAAGGGAUACAGUGGAGUUGGAUGUCAAAUCUGAGGCCAGACCUCUUGAGGACUAUUUGAACUUAUACCAUAUCGUGCAACGCCAUAACACGUCAGGAAUACAGUACUCGUGUCUGUCUUGCAAGGUUGGGCUGUCCACCCUGUAUGCAGCAGUGAUUUUGAUACUACGAGAAUAAGAUAUUUCAUUAUCUCCGUCUUAUUCCUGGGAUGCAACAUCUGUACAGAUUGGUUGGCCCUGGCAAGCGAGAUCAGAACACCCCGCGUCCUAACUGAUCUAAAUUGUUUUGAUGUGGCCUUUCAACAUUAACAUGCACUAUCAACCAGGAAAACGUCUGCCCGUUGACAAAAAAUGAGUACAAUGUGAGGAGAGUAGCAUCCCUACUAUGCAUAAUUGUUGCAGAAUUCCCGGCCUGACCCUCAAAGCUGGCGGUCAGCGUCUCCCCGGGAUGGGCGAGAUGGACAGACACCCGGCCUGGAAGACACGCAGAGCGAACCAGGCAUGUGACAGAAGACUGUGCUUACACCUGGCAGCGCUCGACCAAAAACGGCAAGAAGUGGAGACUAAAAUUUCCAACGAUAUGAGGAUUAUGGAAAAGGCGUUGUCUCGUCGGGAUCAACGGCGGAGGCAUAAUUGUUCUCUUACUGAACGUGAAACAAUUUAUCGUGAUUCUGAAGGUUGUGAAAAGUCUGAAAACAAUUGUUCUUCAACGGGACAAAAUUCGAGCUCACAAAAAAGUCUGCUCUUGGGGAGUAUGGAUAACUGUAGUGGAACACCUGGCCAAACCAAAGGCAACUCCCGAGAGUGUCCAGCGAGUGGUCAAAGACCGGGGUCUGUAUUACGUCGACCACACAGACUCACACCUCUUUAUGGUCGCAGCCCUUUCUCAAGACGACGUCUGCGGAGGCUGAUCCCUCGAGCUUGUGACUACAGAACGCACAAGAGCUCUUCUGUUCUCUGCCAGCAUUUCCCGUGCCGACAGCCAGGGACUUACCACAGUCUCGGUUUCCGCCUAGAUGACUCGUCCACUGAUAGAUGGAUCACGUGGACAGACCUCAAGAGGGCCAGACUGUCCGAAGGCGAGGUUUUCGACCCUAAAGAUCAAGGGCGUCUUACUCCAGGCAUGUCUCUGAAGCAUAGUCUCCCUGCCUCUCAGUUCCUUCAGCCGUUAGACGCAGAGAGCAAAGAGAAACUCCUUAGAGAGGAGAUAAGUCGAAGAAAAAAACUUAAUGAAAACAAGAAACCCCUCAGCUGGGAGACCAACUACGGAGAACCGACGCCUUUCAAGCUGCUCAGGUGUCCAGUAAGACUCCACCCGAUGGAGAUGACCACUUUCCGAGGCAGAUAGAGAAGAGACCAGGCGAUGGAGCGAGACAGAUUACGCUCUGGGAAAGGGGAUUGUGUGUGUGUGUGUGUGUGUGUGUGUGUGUGUGUGUGUGUGUGUGUGUGUGUGUGUGUGUGUGUGUGUGUGUCUGGAUUCUAUUUACUGGUGUUCAACAACUAUACAAGUUUUGUCUCUACCCAAAGGCCCGAGUUCUGCUUGACUUCUAUACUCAUUUUCGUGGAAAAUUACCUCUUUUACAUGGCUCACUGUUAGCUUAGUCGGAAUCAUAGUGGGCUAUGGUACUGACUGCCCUGCUUCGAAUCCUCAGUAGGGACGUGUUUUAACUUGAGCUGUUUGAGAAGUUUUCAAGGCUCUUCAGCGGGCUGGCUCGGUCCUAUCAGAAAUAGACGGCUGACUCAGAGGUACAGCCUGUCAGAUUCAAAAUAUUUCACAAUGUCAACUCAUAGAGGACGCGCUUUCUGGUCAUUCGACAAUGUUUGAAGACGUGCCGAGUUGGGGCAUUUAAAGAAAAAAAGCACACCUUCGUUAUUCGUACAGAAUGUUCAAUUCUAUUUUAAAAUAGCAAAGAACAACAGGCAUACGAAGAAAUAAAAAGCAAUUUCGUGUUUUAGAUUUGUGUAUGAAGGUUCGAAAUGUACCACAACAUUGUCUUUGGUAUGCUGCUGCUGAUCGGACAUAAUAGGUGGCCUCUACGUCUUCAAAUGGUUGAACAAUUGUGUUAAUUGGCCUCAUUCUGUUUGGGCAAGUUUAGGCACUAGACCACGACCCUUGUCCGCAGUUGGCGUUUGUUCUGGGAACUCCUUCCACGUCCCACGUACAUUUUCACUCCUUUGUGUAGCGUCAGUGGCCUGGUGAUUAAGCUCUCGGACUCGCAAACGUAAGGUCGAGCGUUCGAAUCCCGUAAAGAGCCCCGACGUUGUGUCCUUGUGAAAGGCACUUUACACGAAUUUUCCUUACUUCACCCAAGUGGUUACAGGUACCCAGCCAUAGACAGUGAAAGAUCUUGACAAUCUAUCAGUGUCUGAGAGCGUGAAAUGCGCAGCUUUCACUGCAUGCUUCCUGGAAAGCCGAGAAUGUUUCUGUGUGUUUUAGGUACUGCUGGGGUAUUAAUGAUAUUAAAGCGCACAAAGCAUGCUGUAGAGUGUGGAUAUGCGCAAUAUAAAUACAAUUAUUCUUAUCAUAAUUAUAUAAUAUAGUCUCUUCUCUUGCGUUUGAUGCCCAGUCCAAAUUCCUCUGUGUCUACCGCUUUUUCUUCUUUCAUCGAGAGCUCAAUAAAUGACGUUAUUCGGUAGUGCCGGUGUCGUCAUAUACUGCAAUGCCAUUGCAUUUCCUCUGGGUUUGUUUGUUUUUUUGCACAGAUUAGCUAAAAGGAGGAAUGGCAGCUUUACUAAAUCAAAGUGUUGACCAUGUAGACUUACGUAUCUACCUUUUCACCACUGAAGUACAGUAAGAUUUUUGUCUUCUGAAAACUGUACUAAACUGUUCAGAAACAAGACAUCGUAGAUGACGCAAUAUGCAUUGCUUUAGUGUGCUUUUUGUAUGUUAGCUUUUUUAAAACAUAUAUUGUCUCAGAACGAGUAUGUCACUAUGGGCAUUUGUGUGUGUGUGUGUGUGUGUGUGUGUGUGUGUGUGUGUGUGU
This is a messenger RNA of Aplysia californica (California sea hare), 3448 nucleotides long. RefSeq lists its product as uncharacterized. The record is from RefSeq and is a predicted model, not a curated record. The coding region runs from base 850 to 1812 and encodes 320 amino acids. Lineage: Eukaryota; Metazoa; Mollusca; Gastropoda; Aplysiida; Aplysiidae. The transcript has a single exon.